Molecule: messenger RNA, 2349 nt
Organism: Guillardia theta CCMP2712
Lineage: Eukaryota; Cryptophyceae; Pyrenomonadales; Geminigeraceae
Exons: 1
Coding region: 1-2349 (782 amino acids)
Biological process (GO): protein O-linked glycosylation
Molecular function (GO): protein binding; glycosyltransferase activity
Source: RefSeq, a predicted model, not a curated record
AUGGUGAGAGUCUACCUUCACGUGGAGGGGGAGGAGCCCGAGUUCACCCUCCCGCUCUCCCUCGAGGCCUCUGACGAGAGGACAGUGGAUGAGUUCAAGUGCGUCCUGCUCAAGGAGUACAACGGAAGGUUCGGGCGGUCGCUCGACCCCGCCGGGUUCUCCCUUGCGACCUCAAACCAGAAGCUGCUCCCGUCCUCGGAGCGUCUGUUUGCCCUGGCCAAACGGAACCUGGACAUCUUCCUGGUCCCUCGGAAGGCGGAGGGGGCAAAGGCAAAGUCGCAGCCUCGUGUCAAGGCCCAGGAGGUCAAGGCGAAGGAUCGGAGCGGCAACGUGUCCUCGACUCCUCCCCCUUCUGCCCACUCGUCCUCUUCUCCUGCUGCGUCUUCAUCCUCCCCAACUGCUGCUGCUUCCUCUCCCCCUCCUCUUCCCAAGGUUGAAUCGCAGAAAGCUGAACCACCAAAGAAGCGAUGGACUCGACCUGUGCUGGCGGAACCCAAGUUAGAACCCCAGGCAGAGGAAUGGCUUCGCAACUCGCUCAAUGUGGCGGAGCAGCUGAAGGCGAAGGGGAGCUUGCGACAGGCAUGCAUAGCCUGGAAGAGCAUCCUGUCGGUAUGUCCCAAGCUGGAGUGCCUGGAGGGGUUGGGGAGCGCAGAGCUUUCAUGCAAGCGAUACGACGAAGCGAUCGAGUAUUUCAGUAAAGCCGUGGCGAUCGGAGGACCGAAGCUGUCCUACAUGCGGUCACUCGGCUUGGCAUGUCACUGCAAGGGCGAGUACAUGGAGGCGUUGACCUUCUUCACCCGAGCCCUUGAGAUGGUCAAGAACGAGCAGGACAAGGAGGCCCAGGAAAUCAAAGUGCUCAUGGGUAAGUCCCUCUACGCCAGCGGCGAGCAAGAGGCUGCGAUCCAAGUGUACACAGAGAUCUUGCAGAAGCACGAGGACAACGACCUGGCGCUGCUGGAGUACGCCAAGGCAUACAUCGACCGGAGGAGGAGCGGCGAGGCCCUCAGGAUCCUGUUGAGGGUUCUAGUGCACAUGCCUAACGACAAGGAGACGCGGAGGCUGAUGUCGGAGAUCAUCAAGGCGCCGGGGGGGAUGAGCAUCUUGAAGACCGAGCUGGGAGAGGCGGCGAGCUCGGGCCCAGCUCUGGCGUUCAUCGCGACCCUCAUCAAGGAUUAUGGAGCCGUGGAGGAGGCGGUACAGCUGUACUACAGCGCGCUGGAGAGCUCACCUGCCAUGACCGCGUACAUCCUCAACCUUGUGCACACGCUGGAAGUCUGCAAUCGGUACCAGGAGGCGCUCAUGAUCUCAGUCUCCUUCUGCCAGGAACAGCAGGCGAUGGCCAUCGGGGAUCACUACACCAACGGGGACGUCGCCGACAUGCUCAAAGACAUUGACGAUCUCUUCUCCCCUGCCUACAAGCUGCCGCUCAGCAAGGACCCGCAUCCCGGCAUCUUCAAGACGGUCGUCUGGAUCCCCAACCACGGCUCGGUCAUCUGCAGAAAGGGAGAGGAAAAGUCGCUGGUGGAGAAGGGAGAGGGAGCUUCGACCGCCCUUCCCAGCCCAGCAGCUCCUGCGCCGGAGGCGAGCAAGCAGAAGCUUCCUCCCUACAGUUCUGACGAGUUGGACCUCCUCGCUCUUCACUUCACCAUCGUCAAGAUCCUCUACGUCACAGGCGCUCUGGCGAGGAUCCCCGACCUUGUCGAGCUGAUCGAACCAGCGAGGAGGGGGUGGGACAUGCACCUGACCAACAUCCGCAACGAGCACGCGUACUACUGCUGUGUUGCUCAGCUGAUGGUGGACAUCCCCUGGCCUUAUCCCUCCUGCAAGGGCGAGAUCUUCGUGGCAGGAGACUCCCACUGCCUCUCCACCGCCUGGCAGGUCCUCAGCGUCCAUGGCUCCUCCGUGCCGCUCGUCCCGAAGCUGGUGACGGGCUUGAAGUGCUGGCACCUGCGCGAAGAAUCUGUCUUCUUCCCCAAGAACAACUUCUACAACGUGAUGGCCUCGAUCCCUGACGGAGCUAGCGUCAUCUUCCUCUUCGGCGAGAUCGACUGCAGGGAGGGGAUCCUCCGGGCUGUGGAGAAGGGAGUCUACGCUGACCUCGACGAGGGCAUCGCCUACACCAUCGGCGUCUACACCUCAGCUCUCCUCCAACUGCAGAGCCAGCGCAAGUGGAAGGUGUUUGUCCAGCCCGUCGCUCCUGUCCUCAACGAGACGCGCGAGGUUGUCAAGCUCUUCAACAAGAAGCUGAAGGAGGAGGUCACUGCCCUUCCCUCCUUCCGCUUCCUCGAUAUCCUUGACGACCUGCUCACCCCCGACGGCAAAUUCUUGAGCCCCGAGUUCGAGAUGUGA